AUGUAUGCCUUGAUCAUUCUCAUGCCCCCCAAGGCAAAUCGGUUCAUUGAAUCGAUAAGCCGACGUGAAGCAGGUUCUGCUGGUGUUCGUUCGCUGGUCCUUGGCUAUGUACUAAGUACAACCAAGCCUGUCGACGGGGAAUUUCGAUUGCCAUCUUUGCUGCUGAAUAUCAGGACCGAUAUUCAUUCCACCCCUUGCAAACCCAAGCGUCGGAUCGACGAAGCGAUCGACCAGCAAGAUUCGGUGUCAAGGCGAGGGGAAUUCUGGAACUCGAUGGACCUCGACGGAUAA
This is a messenger RNA of Penicillium argentinense, 291 nucleotides long. RefSeq lists its product as uncharacterized. The record is from RefSeq and is a predicted model, not a curated record. The transcript is spliced from 2 exons. The coding region runs from base 1 to 291 and encodes 96 amino acids. NCBI's taxonomy places the organism in Eukaryota, Fungi, Ascomycota, Eurotiomycetes, Eurotiales, Aspergillaceae.